ACAGCUCCGGGCAUUGGGGGAGCCCGAGCCGGCUGCGCCGGGGGAAUCCGUGCGGGCGCCUGCGGUCCGGGUCCCAUCCUCGCCGCGCUCCUGCACCCCUGAAGUUUUGCAGCGCCCAGCGAGGGGGCGAGGGAGGGAGGGCGCGCGAGAGGGGAAGGAGCAAAAAAAAAAAAAAAAAAAAAGAAAAAGAAAAAAAAAAGGAAAAAAAAAGCACACCCUAAAACAUUUAUUUCAAGGAGGAAAGAGAAAGGGGGGGCGCGAACAUGGCUGGGGCAAUUAUAGAGAACAUGAGCACCAAGAAGCUGUGCAUUGUCGGGGGCAUUCUGCUCGUGUUCCAAGUCAUCGCCUUUCUGGUGGGAGGCUUGAUUGCUCCAGGGCCCACGACAGCGGUGUCCUACAUGUCAUCGAAAUGUGUGGACGUCCGUAAGAACCAUCACAAGACAAAAUGGCUAAUGCCUUGGGGACCCAAUCAAUGCGACAAGAUCCGCGACAUCGAGGAGGCGAUUCCAAGGGAAAUUGAAGCCAACGACAUUGUGUUUUCUGUCCACAUUCCCCUCCCAGCCAUGGAGAUGAGUCCUUGGUUCCAAUUCAUGCUCUUCAUCUUGCAACUGGACAUUGCCUUCAAGCUGAACAACCAAAUCAGGGAAAAUGCUGAAGUUUCCAUGGACGUCUCCCUGGCUUACCGUGAUGAUAUGUUUGCUGAAUGGACUGAAAUGGCCCACGAGAGAGUUCCACGGAAACUCAAGUGCACCUUCACCUCCCCUAAGACCCCAGAGCAUGAGGGCCGCUAUUAUGAAUGUGAUGUCCUGCCUUUCAUGGAGAUUGGGUCGGUGGCUCACAAGUAUUACCUUCUAAACAUCCGGCUGCCUGUGAAUGAGAAGAAGAAAAUCAACGUUGGCAUUGGGGAGAUAAAGGAUAUUCGGCUAGUGGGAAUCCACCAAAAUGGAGGCUUCACCAAGGUGUGGUUUGCCAUGAAGACGUUCCUCACGCCCAGCAUCUUCAUCAUUAUGGUGUGGUAUUGGAGGAGGAUCACCAUGAUGUCCCGGCCCCCAGUGCUUCUGGAAAAGGUCAUCUUUGCCCUUGGGAUUUCCAUGACCUUUAUCAAUAUCCCAGUGGAAUGGUUUUCCAUUGGCUUUGACUGGACCUGGAUGCUGUUGUUCGGUGAUAUCCGACAGGGCAUAUUCUAUGCCAUGCUUCUGUCUUUCUGGAUCAUCUUCUGUGGUGAGCACAUGAUGGACCAGCAUGAACGGAACCACAUUGCAGGGUACUGGAAACAAGUUGGACCGAUUGCUGUCGGCUCCUUCUGCCUCUUUAUCUUUGACAUGUGUGAGAGAGGGGUACAACUCACGAAUCCCUUCUACAGUAUCUGGACUACAGAUGUUGGAACAGAGCUGGCCAUGGCCUUCAUCAUCGUGGCUGGGAUCUGCCUCUGCCUCUACUUCCUGUUUCUCUGCUUCAUGGUGUUUCAGGUGUUUCGGAACAUCAGUGGGAAGCAGUCCAGUCUGCCAGCCAUGAGCAAAGUCCGGCGGCUACACUAUGAGGGGCUCAUUUUCAGGUUCAAGUUCCUCAUGCUCAUCACCCUGGCCUGUGCUGCCAUGACUGUCAUCUUCUUCAUCGUUAGUCAGGUGACGGAAGGGCAUUGGAAGUGGGGCGGCGUGACGGUCCAAGUGAACAGCGCCUUUUUCACUGGCAUCUACGGGAUGUGGAACCUGUACGUCUUUGCCUUGAUGUUCCUGUACGCACCUUCCCAUAAGAACUACGGGGACGACCAGUCCAAUGGUGACCUGGGCGUCCACAGCGGGGAGGAGCUCCAGCUCACCACCACCAUCACUCACGUGCACGGCCCCACCGAGAUCUACAAGCUGACCCGCAAGGAGGCUCAGGAGUAGGCUGGGGCUGCCUCGCUGCGCCCCAGCCCCGCUUCCUAGAGCAGAGGGCACGGCGGGAAGACCUCCAUGCACAAACAAGCAGUGCCUGGCCUCCUCGCUGUGGGUUUGCGGACCAGCGGCGGCGUGGACGUCCGUCAGUCUAGCUUCUGACUGUAGCUUUCGGAGGAAGAUUCCCACAGCCAUGAAUGCAUUGUGUAUGAUCCCAGAAACUCCGGAAUGACACCUUCUCUGUGCUCGUUGUUAACUAGUGACAUAGUAACAUCUGUAGCAGGUGCUUAGCAAACCUCAUUUGUUGGGGGGUGUACUCCUUGGGGAAAUGGUUUGGGCCCAUGGGUCUAUAUCAGGUGGAAUAUUUGGCUUUUUUCUCUUGUACAUGCUAGGAUAGAUUUUUAACAUCCUUUGAAGUCCAAGGUGGGCUGGUGUCUCUAACUCCGAGUCCACGACCACUUCUUUUUUUUCUAUUUAUAUCACCUAGUAGCCCAUGGAAUUAAUAUUUAAGUUGUCAAUAGAUACGUGUCCCUAUUUUUUAUGGCAUAGUAUAGAAUAACUGAAUUUCAUGAAAAGGUCAGUUCCACAGGGGCAUUUUCUGCUUUGAAACCAAAUCUGUGUAUCCAAUACUAACCAGUCUGCUAAAUGUGGGUUUUAAAAAAAAUGUUUGCUAAACUACUCAAGUAGUUAUUAAAUGGCCUUUGGGCCUGAAAAGCUUUUUUUAACC
Messenger RNA from Lepus europaeus (European hare), 2604 nucleotides. RefSeq names its product Wnt ligand secretion mediator (gene WLS). The record is from RefSeq and is a predicted model, not a curated record. The transcript has 12 exons. NCBI's taxonomy places the organism in Eukaryota, Metazoa, Chordata, Mammalia, Lagomorpha, Leporidae. Gene Ontology annotation, cellular component: endomembrane system; organelle membrane. Gene Ontology annotation, biological process: Wnt signaling pathway; Wnt protein secretion; intracellular protein transport. Gene Ontology annotation, molecular function: Wnt-protein binding. The coding region runs from base 264 to 1889 and encodes 541 amino acids.